Molecule: messenger RNA, 3432 nt
Organism: Jaculus jaculus (lesser Egyptian jerboa)
Lineage: Eukaryota; Metazoa; Chordata; Mammalia; Rodentia; Dipodidae
Gene: Rab27b
Product: RAB27B, member RAS oncogene family
Exons: 7
Coding region: 281-937 (218 amino acids)
Biological process (GO): positive regulation of exocytosis; melanosome transport
Cellular component (GO): melanosome; secretory granule
Molecular function (GO): GTP binding; GTPase activity
Source: RefSeq, a predicted model, not a curated record
GGGUGCCUUGGGGUGGUGCUUCUAGCCCCUCCACUUGCAGUCUUGCAGGCCGGGGCUGGGGACCCACCAGAUUCAGGUUGGAGGAACAGGAUGACAGUAGCGCCGUGAAGCAGAAGCCUGCAGGUCCGGGGAAGCCGAGGCACCGAGGGGACCUGAAACCCGACACCGCGCUCCUGGCGGCUGGGCGGCUGCGUGUUUGCAGAGACAGACCACAAAAAUCAAUGGUGUUUCUAUAACAGAGAACAGUGUGCAUGUUUCCAGGCCAACCACGACUAUCACUAUGACUGAUGGAGACUAUGAUUAUCUGAUUAAACUCCUAGCCCUUGGAGACUCAGGGGUGGGGAAGACAACAUUUCUUUAUAGAUACACGGAUAAUAAAUUCAAUCCCAAAUUCAUCACUACAGUAGGAAUAGAUUUUCGAGAAAAACGUGUGGCUUAUAACACACAAGGACCAAAUGGAUCUUCAGGGAAAGCGUUUAAGGUACAUCUGCAGCUUUGGGACACUGCUGGACAAGAGCGGUUCCGGAGCCUCACUACUGCAUUUUUCAGAGACGCCAUGGGCUUCUUAUUAAUGUUUGACCUCACCAGUCAACAGAGCUUCUUAAAUGUCAGAAACUGGAUGAGCCAACUGCAAGCAAAUGCUUACUGUGAAAAUCCAGAUAUAGUAUUAAUUGGCAACAAGGCAGACCUGCCAGACCAGAGGGAAGUCAAUGAGCGGCAAGCCCGGGACCUUGCUGAAAAAUAUGGCAUACCAUACUUUGAAACAAGUGCAGCAACUGGACAGAAUGUAGAGAAAGCUGUGCAAACUCUUCUGGACUUAAUAAUGAAGCGAAUGGAACGAUGUGUAGAAAAGACACAAGUACCUGAUGCUGUCAAUGGUGGAAAUUCUGGAAAGCUAGAUGGAGAAAAACCAGCAGAGAAGAAAUGUGCCUGCUAGAUACCAUAUAGUAACUAGUGAUCAAGAACCCACCUGCCGUUAAAACAAUGACAACCCACAAAGUUGUUGAGUAGAUAAUUCACAAUGGCACAUUUUUCUUUUUAUGUCAGAAAAAUCUAUUUUAAGUAAACCUAAUACUUAACAGUGUUCUGAAGAAUUAACCAGAUAUCCUCUGUCCCUACCAAACAAAACUGAAAGAGUUCCCAAGAAUAUUUUACCAGCAGGAAUGCUUGUUCUUUCCAAAAAUACUGAAAUUGAGUAUAUAAAGGAAGAUUCAGGAAUAGUAGUGAGGUUAAAUGAAAGCAAACACUAUUUUGUCACGUUGAAGAGGAAUAUGAGAAUACAGAAAGAUGAAUUUUUGUUUGGAUCUAUUUAUCUAGAAUAUGAUACACGCUUCUACAUUUGUAUUGUGAAAGACAUGCUAAAAAGGAACACAGAAUGAAGAAUUCUGUGAGGUUCAUUAAGAAUGGCAUUACUAUGUAUCACCAAUGAGCUAUACUAGAAUGACUAAGUUUGCUGAUAAGGUCAUGAGUGGGUGAAGGCCUGCUAAAGUGUAGAAAUGGUGUAAUAAUACCAUAUUUAUAUUUCUAAUAAAUAGCAGAUAGAUAAAAACAGGACUAUGGAUGACAAAAUGUAAGAAAACUUUCCUGGAGGAAAAAUAUGGGAACAUGAUAUUUUGGCAGUUGAAAUUAAAUGUAUCUCUUACAGAUGUUUCGAUGUGUCAGCCAACUUUCAUGCAAGUCAAUCAGAAACUGAUAUUAUUGGUUGAGAAUAAGAGAGUCUCCACAUGUUUCCAUUUCAAACAAAGACAUUGGCUUGGGUGGUAUUCAGAUGUACAUUUAAUUUUUAUUAGCAAAUUCUUAGACACCAUCACAAGGAGAAAUAAACUAUUAUAUAUAUGGCACCAAGGAAACCUAUUUAGCCUUGAUGUUUCUGAAGAUAAAAUUUAUUGAUGAUAUAAAACAAAAAAGUAACUAUUAAUUGUGGCUUUUCUUCUAUUUUGCAAAUGCACUAAAAAUUCUAAGUUAUGUUUCCCUCUCCAAAGCACACCCACCUAUGCUUUGAGGCAAUUAUACAAAUGCAAACGGGUCUCUUUGUAGAGCAACAAUAUAGUUCUUAGUGUUAACUGCUCAGCACCUCCACUUUCUGCAGCACUAUGCCAUCUCCUCAGAUUGAUCAUGGUUGGGCAUUCCCUUCGAUUCACACUGUCUGGAAUGCUUUUCAUGUUGCCAAUGCCUUUGUCUUGAAUACAGAAAGAUAUUAGCUAACACUCAAGCUAUUUCUUCAGGAAGGAAAGUGGAAAGAAUUUAACAACUUUUGUGCAUAAUCUGGUGGUCAUUACACCUUUUACAAAAAAAUUCAAAUUUUGAUGUCACUUGCAUUUACAUGAUAGGAAAUGCUAUGCUGUCAUGUAAUGCUAAAGACAUUCUGUUUCAAUAUGCCUUUUAGUUUCUUUUCAUGUUGUAGUUAUAUGACUUAAUUAUGCCAAAAUGCUGUCAUUGUCAGUUAUAUAAUGAACAUUUUUGGGGUCUAUUUUAAGAUCAUUAUUUAAUAACUGUAGCAUGAAGCAAACGGUGUAGAUGCCCUCAAUAACAGGACUAUAUCUAUAAGAAAAACAGGCAUUAGGUAAUAAUAUCAAGAAAAAUGAAAUGUAAACUGCCAAAAAUUAAAAUAUUAUUUUACUUAUAGAUAAAUGAUUGAAGUAAAAAUAUUUUUUUCUGUAAAACUUGACAUCUGAACUCUAAAUCUAUGUUACUAUUUGAAACUCAGUAUCUUGUUAUUUCAGGACCUAUAACACUCUAUAAUUCAUUAUAUAGAUCCAAACUGACCUGAUGCCAUGAAUAUAUGGAUGACAGACUGCUUUAGUGAAUUCCAUGUUGCUUUUGUUGCACACAAGCAUAUAUUUUUAGCUAAAAUGUUUUUUUUUCUCAAUAUCUUCCAAAUAUAUUACUAAGUCAUAUUGGGUCAAGUACUUCAAAUACAUAUGAAUUUAUGGCUGAUAUAGAACAUGUUUCUGGAGUGUUUAUACUAGUUUCAUGUUUACAUUGGCCUAAAUCAGUGCCUCAUACAUCUUUAUAGCAAAAUUUGUCUAUAUCCACAUAGCUCAUUUCCUAUAAUCUUAGGUCUUCAAGAAGGCCUCACAGAGACAUAUGCAACUAAGUUUUGUGAUAACUUCAGCAAAGGAUGCAAGGAAUUUAUUGGGACUUGGAAAUUAUUACAUUUUUCUGGCCACCAAACUUGAGACUUAAUUAUAAUUAAGUUCAAGACUAUCUUUUAAUAUAAUAACAUGAAUGGUCAUUUAAAAAAUUCAAAAAUAAACAUGAGAAAAUUAUAUUUGUCUUUGGUUAAAGACAACAAUGAGUCAUGAAUAAACCGAGAAAAUACUGAGAGUUGAGUUGAAUCUGGAUCUCUGAAUAAGUUUCAAAGCCUGGUAAUUUAUGAACUUAGCCAAUUUGCUCUAGCUCACUGAAAAAAAAAAAAAAAAAAAAAAAAAA